Messenger RNA from Venturia canescens, 6568 nucleotides. RefSeq lists its product as uncharacterized. The transcript has 8 exons. The record is from RefSeq and is a predicted model, not a curated record. Lineage: Eukaryota; Metazoa; Arthropoda; Insecta; Hymenoptera; Ichneumonidae. The coding region runs from base 675 to 2639 and encodes 654 amino acids.
CACAGAGAGACCAGAGAUAGAGAGCACCAGUCCACCAGUCUACUGACGGUCGUUCAUAUUGCCAGACAGUCUCGAUCUGUCUGACAAUCUUCAUAAAUAUGCAUAUUUAUUUCAACUUAUAAACGCGAAUCAAAUUUUCAAUUUUUCAAAUCGAUGUUUCAUAUAGAAAAACAAAUCUUAUAAGCGGGUAUACUUUUCGAUCGAAUAUUCUUUUUGUACUUUUGCGGGAGACUCGAGAACAUUUUUCGCUGAAGUGUUUAAACGUAAAUAUACAUAUACUUACAUUAUUAAGUAUCGAAUCGCGAGGUCGUGUGAUGUGCUGCUCAUUUCUGUUUUUCUUUCGUUUUAUUUCUAAUACACUGUGACGUCGUGUGGAUGCACCUGUGCUCUAUUCACAAACACACAACAUCGUAUCCGUCGCAAAUAAACAUAACGAUAUAUAUACAAACCACGUUAUGCGGGAGGUGCGACAGCGAUUACAGGAAAAAACAUCGAGAAAAUGGGGUUGAAAAGGCGUCGUGAAAAAUUCACGAAUCAACCCCUACGAUGAUGAAAACAGGGCGCAACAAUCGAGGAAGAAAAGUACGUGAUUUAUUUACUCCGAAAGACUGGAAUAAUCGGGGAAGCGCAUUAGAGGAGAGUAACGAGUUCAGGGAGUGAGGAACAAGUGGAAAAUGAUGACUGCCAUGGCGAGGCUGCCUUGUAAGCAGCAAAGUUCAAGCACCCCCACGAGUCAGCAACAUCAAUCCAGACACAGCAAUAAUAAUAACAAUUCUAAUCAUUUCAACGAAGGCAGAGCUUAUUGGGGAAUGCAACCAACGAGCAGACAACCUGUCCCUCCACCCUACGUGAGAAAUCCGUCUCGACAACACGCUGACAAUACCGGCAAAAGAAAGAGCGCCGUUGAGCUGCUUCAGGAGUCCAAAGCGUUCUACGUCAAAAGUGAGAUUGUUCUCGACCGUAAACAAGAGUUGAAAAACAGUGGACACUUACAAGUCGCACCGUCUACUGCUCCGAGCGCGCCGCCCCGACUGUUACGAAAAUGUGGCAACCCUCUCGCGUGCAGCAUUCAACAACAGCAGCAGCAACAAAUAAUCCAACAAAGCUCCGUCUCGCCGCAACUGCCAAACGCCGCUGUAACGUCAGCCUGCUGUUGGGCCAAUUGCCGAGAUCAGGACAGACCCGAUGGUAUUUUGAGCCCCCAACGAACACUGCCACCUGCGCUGCCACCGAAGAGUCCACGAGCGAUACCGGUACCGCAGAGACGUGCCAUUUCCGGUCCACCUGGUACGACCGGUGGUGAUCAGUUGCAAACUAAAUUACGAAGAUUACUCAACACCGAUAGCAAAGAGAACGUUUUCUUUCCGGACAAUUCACCCAACGUUUUACAAUCGGCCAACGUCACGAUCGUUCGCGAUCACUCCUUCGAUAAAUUUCGAUAUUCAACGGCAAGUCCGUCGAUAGGUUGCCGCGACGAGGAUAGGCCUGUGUGCAACGUACCGUCGGACCUGAGAUUCAAAUUCGGUCGGAGCAAUUCACAUUCUCACACGUCCGGCAAGGCCAACAAAAAGUCGACGACAUCACCGCCCACGGAGGGCUCGACGGUCAUAUGUCACAAAUCAUUGCCGGAUCUUCACACGAGUGCGCGACGACGUGCUUCACUCUCGCCAAGGGCCUCGACAAAAUCGUUCUCAAAACCCACGGGAUCCGGUCGCGAACAACACCACCAAUCCACCGUCAAUUGUCCCGAUUGCGAAACGAGCUCGGAUUACUCCGAUCACAGUUUCAAACGCGACAGUGUCUGUUAUCGGAGUUCACGUCACAUCAGAAGAUCUCUAGGAUCAGGAGGCGGUGAUGCAAGCAGUGUACUUUCCUCGGGUGGGAGAACACAAAAGUCCUCGGGUUCGAGUAAACUUAGUCAUGGAGCAACAGCGAGAGACUCCGGUGGUUCAUCAGGUCACUGCACUCAUCGGAGCGAGCCGCCGCCACGAAUACAAGAUUGUUGGAGUCACAUUAGACGAGAUAGCGGAGCGUCAACCCAACAUUCCACGGAAAAAGAUCGAUCGAGAAAAGGUAGUUCCGGAAGCGGCAAUUCAGCCUCGGUCAUCAGAAAUUUAAGCCCCGAUUCCGAUAGCAGCAACAGCCAAACCGACUACAGCCCUACGUGCAACACGAGCAGGUAUUCGGACGGAUGGAAAGAGGGUCGUGGUCGUCCGAUAUUGCGUUCGAAAUCGGACAUAAGCGAUCGCUAUUGGCGAGUAUCUGUCGAAAAUGGUCGAGGUUUGAAAGUAGCAUCCCGUCCAGCAAGAUCGGUGAGCCAACUUGAGAAUUUCUUUGAUCGUUUGGGACUCGAUGCGGAGCAUUACGAGCUCAUAACCGAGCCCAAUUCGAAAACGUCAUCGCCUGUGUUCUUCGAGAGUGUCAGCUCGGUUGAUUCGGCACUCGGGCUUCAUCCUUGGACAGGAAACAGCCAAACAGCGAACAGUGGACCACAGUGGCAGAGUAAUAAUUGUAGCACGGGUAUGGGAAACGACGAGGCUAAUCAGAGGGUGAGCGACCCGCCGAGUAUCGUCGAGAGAAACGCCAGGAUCAUCAAGUGGCUUUGCCAAUGUCGUAAAGUCCAAUUUGGCUACAGUUAAACGAUUCUCGUCGGGACAAUUACGAACAAAAGAGGUACAAAAACAUUCGUUUUGAAGAACAACUCCCGUAUACUCGAGCACAGUUUUCUUAAAACUCUAUUUUCAAUAACGUCGUUUCUACUUUCGAAUGGAAGAGAUUCUUUCGUUGAUAUUGGAGAAAAUGUGCACUCUCUUACUACGACAGUGUUGAAUUUCGGAACGACUCCUCGAUUUUCGGAUAUUCGACGACGACGCAUAAUGUUUCCACAACUUACAGUCGUUAUUGCAUUUUCUUUGCAAAUGCCCUCGUGCCAUCUCUAUGUAUUAAUAGUUUUUAUUCGUUCUUUACUUUUUUAUCAGUAUGUUCAACCGUUUUAUUAAUUUUCUCAAUUUCUCGUCAAUUUCGCUUGUUCUUAUUCACGUUAUUCGUAAAUAACGUAUGUGGAUCAACGGUCGUUCGGGUUUGUCAUUCAUAGUCAAAAUAUGAGGAAUUUUUAGACACCGGAGGUCGUCUUUUUUAAGUUUCAAAUGACUCAACAAAAUUUUAGUGUUUUAUUUUUUUUAUUUUCAGAGAAUAUCUACGUUACGUUCAAUUGUAAUUUAUAAUAAUCGAGACUAUAUUGUAGUUGCCUCUUUAAACAGUGUUAUACGGAAUGUUUUCUCCAUCUCAAUGAACAACGGGAGAAAGAGGUUGAGGUUUGAUUAGAGAAGAAAUUUUCAUGUAGAAAUUUUAUGAGGGAAGUGUGUAAAUUGUAAAAGUAAACUCGCCUCAAAUUUGAGACAUGGCAAAGAGCGAGAGAACAAAAAAAUUAUAAAAUCGUUUGAGAUUGAAGUUCCGUUUAUAUUGGAUCGUUAUUACAAAAUUAAAUGAAUAUAUUUGCCGAUCGAACAAUUUAUACCUAUCACACGUUUCUCGUUGUCCGUUUUCUUUUUCUCCCGAAUUAUUGUGAUUCGUGAAAAAAUUUAGACAAUUAAUAAAAAGAGAAGAAAUAACGAUGCCUUUGAAUUUGCUGGUCUUCGUGAGAUAGCAAACGUUAAGAGAAGAAACACAGACUUACUAUUAAAUCUCAGAAAAUAUUUUGAAUUUAGGAAGAAAAGUUAAUCUCGGUUGUAAUCUGCGCAACGUAGAUGAAAUAUAUUGCGUGAUGACUCACGAGGCUGCCAUCUAGCAGGAUUCUUAAGAGAGAAACGAAUGAAAUGGGACAAAAUGGGAAAUCGAAGCUCGCAACAUUUCAAUUCGGCUUUUGUUUUUACACCUAUCCACUCAACAUCCGUACGUGUAUUUAUUCUCAUAAUAAGCGAACAACCUAGUCAUCGCGCAAUUAAAGAAAGAACAUCAAAUUUGCAAAUAUUUUUUUGUCCCAAUCGUACUUACACGAAAGAUGUACUUCUUAAACUCAAUACGGAUGAGAGACACGUGUGUACUUGAAAAAGCGUUUCGUUGUCUUGAUACAAUAAAAACAGUACAUUACGAAUGAGAUAUCCUUGUGAAUAAUUAUCAUUAUAAUUAAUAAAAUUAUUAUUAACGAAUAAUAUUGCUCUGAGCAUAAGAUAUAUAGAAUGCAAAUACACACGUUUACUAAAGUUCAAUCCUAAAUGGGAAUACGUCGUUCCAAUCGCAAUAUCACUGGCACGAAAUAUCUCAUUUUUAUAAUGCAAAUCUCACAUGGUAUCCCACAGAGACCAAACAAUAUCUCAAUUUAAUGGAAUGAAAAAGUCUCAUCAUUAUAGGAGACUAAUUAACUGAACUAAUUAACAUUCGUGAUUUUCUUCAUCCUCAGUAUUGAAUUUUUCCAUGAAAACGAGGAAAAAGAAUUGUUAAAAAAAAACGUUGAAAUGCUCCGAAUAAUCGAAUGUCUGAUCAAAAAUUUUCGUGUUUUUGUUAAGGGAAAAGAAAUUUGAAAAAUUGUUACUUUGUUUAUGAGUUUAUGAGAAACAAUCGAGUAGCAAGGAAAGACAUCGAAAUGAUGAACCUUCGUUAAUGUUACGAUUUGACACAACGCUAUAUAUAUUCUUGUACAAAAUUAUAUUAUUCUCGAAAUGAAUAAACAAAAAUAGGGAUCGAACUGUGCACAAGUACGGAUCUAUAUGAAUGAAUUUCGAAAAUUCUAGUUAAAUCUAUAUAUGUAUUCGUUCAUUGUUUGCAAGAAGCAUGUAGUUUGUACUUCAAAGUAAUUCCUGAAUUUUAUUAGCGAGGAAAAAAUGAAGAAUUUUAAACGAUACAGGUAUAAAAUUUCUGGUACCUACACUGUGUAGAUGAUCGGACGCGAAUGUUAACAAAAGAGUUUCAAGCAGAAUUACCAGGAACCUAUAUGAAUUCGUUACAAAUGCAACGAAAAUACUCUCGUUACUCGAUAAUGUCUCGUCUCAUGAAAAAAAAAGAAUCAAUUAUUUUAUCAUAAAAAUGUUCGUUGUCGUCUUGGACGAGGGUUUUAGCUUACUAAAAUUACCAAUCAAUCUAGAAUGAGCAAAUAUAUCUUCGAAAUUAUUUUUUAUUAUUCGUAAUUCUACUAUUGCGAGGGUAUAAUAUGGUCCAGUCAAAAAUUCUGAAAGUGUGAUUUCCCUUCGUACCGUUUGUCCGAACGAGCUAAAGAAGUGACAACGCUUUUGCCAUCGUCGUGCAUCGGACUGAAACUUUUUUUGUAAUCGGUCAAACCGUGUGCCGGGAAUCUGCAAAUUGAAAAAUUCGAGAUGCCCAAGUUGACUGAUCCAUACCCUCGACUGUUCAACGAUGUUGAAUCAUCCGGGAAAAAAUAUACGAAAAAAAAAACAAUCACAGGCACGUUUCGUUGUUGAGAUAUGAAUGAUGAGCUCCAAACACGCCCAAAAUUUGUACAUGUAAAUUCAUUACAAUCGUUAGUAUACGCAUUUAACAAACAAACAAAAUUAAGCAUUAAAGUGGUACGAGUCAUUCAAUAAAAACGACUCGAAAAAUUACAAAAGGCAUUUAUUAAAUUAUAUAUAAAUAUAUAUUUAGCAUGUUGACCAAAUACCUAUUAGAGAGAAACUUUAUUGUAUUUUUAGGACAACGAAAUCUCACCCACUGUGAAUUUUUAAGAGAUUUUGGACUUGAAUUGUACUUCUGCGAUUAUUCUGCCUGCGCUUAUCUUAUUUUAUGUUACUACUUUUUUUUUCUAUUCAAUUAUCAUAUAUGAUACUUGUUUUUUACAUUUGGUUGUGCUCCUAUGUGGGACGACUAAUGUUACGUGGUCAUCGAUUUGCUUAUUCAAAAUAUGACCUAAAUGGAGUUUAGCACCCAGAAGAAGAAUUUCGUCAACCAAUUAUUCAUUUUUACCGAAAUCUUUUAAAUGAUUGUUCGUUCGAAACACAUAGACUUCAAAUCCUUAUCUCGAUGGACAUUUAUAGAAAAUUUUUUCCAUUGUUCUUACAAAACUUGAUUAAACUUAAAAAAAAACAUCGAUAAAUUGAAGAACGGAGAAUUGUCCUUGAAAAAGUAUACUCAAAUAACUAGAAGUUCAAGAAAUCUUUUUCUCUGUCCAUUGAUCGAAAUAUCUUACACCAGUACUGUUUCGAAAUUUUAACGUGUUGCCCGCAGAUUUCAUUAUUGCCCAAACUCUGCUUGUAUUAGGUACUUUUGCAAUAAGCAAUCGACUGAACGACUUCACUGUCACGUUACAAUUACAUAGAAUGAUACGUGUAUAUAACAAAACAAACAUAAACAAAAAUAUACAUGUAAAAUCCAUCAGACCGCAUUAUUCCUGUGGUCAAUUUACUUAGAGCUAUUUCUAUACACUAAAAAAAACAAAAAGAAAACUGAACAUUGUGAUUAGUAUGACGAACAUCUGGAAAAAUAUAUAUUCACAGCGAAACGAACGAAAGAAUGGAAAAACUUAUGAGAAAUUGCUUUUUUUUUAUAAUCUAGUCAAGUAGAAAAAAAAAUAUAUGUAUAUUACGUUCUGAAUGAUCGAAAAUAUAUGAUUUUAUCUGAA